CCGAGUCCCUUUUUCAACCUUCACUGCGAGCUCGGCAACGAGAGGGGCACCUUCAAGCAGGGGUCGAUAAAGAACCACUUCUAAUAUUUAUACACACGUACAGGAAUCAUGUCCUUCCUCUCUAUCGCAAGACUAGCCCCAAGGUUCCUCAGUUCAAAGAAUGCAUCCGUCGUUGUGGCCGCCAGACAUGCCAGUGCUUCCACGAAUUUGAAAGAUGUCCUGUCAGACCUCAUCCCCAAAGAACAGAGCAGAAUCAAGAACUUCAGACAGCAGCAUGGCAAGACCUCAAUCGGUCAGAUCACUGUGGACAUGGUUUAUGGAGGAAUGAGAGGCAUGAAGGGUUUGGUGUACGAGACAUCUGUGCUCGACCCCGAUGAGGGCAUCCGUUUCCGUGGUUACAGCAUUCCAGAGUGUCAGCAGCUGUUGCCCAAGGCACCUGGUGGAGAAGAGCCGCUGCCUGAGGGUCUGUUCUGGCUUCUGAUCACAGGACAGGUUCCUACUGACGAGCAGGUGAGUUGGUUGUCAAAAGAGUGGGCCAAGCGCGCGGCUCUUCCCUCCCACGUGGUCACCAUGCUGGAUAAUUUCCCCACCAAUCUACACCCCAUGUCUCAGUUCAGUGCCGCCAUCACGGCUCUAAACAGUGAGAGCAGUUUUGCUCGGGCCUACUCUGAGGGAGUGAACAAGGCCAAGUACUGGGAGUUUGUGUAUGAGGACUCCAUGGACUUGAUUGCCAAACUCCCCUGUGUGGCGGCCAAGAUUUACCGUAACCUGUACCGUGAGGGCAGCAGCAUUGGCGCCAUCGACUCCAACCUGGACUGGUCACACAACUUCACCAACAUGCUGGGCUACAGCGAGUCACAGUUCACAGAACUCAUGAGGCUCUACCUCACCAUCCACAGUGACCAUGAGGGUGGAAACGUCAGCGCACACACAAGUCAUUUGGUAGGCAGUGCUCUGUCCGACCCCUACCUCUCCUUCAGUGCUGCUAUGAACGGCCUGGCCGGACCCCUGCACGGACUGGCCAAUCAGGAGGUGCUGGUGUGGCUGACAGCCCUGCAGAAGGAGCUCGGUGGAGAGGUGUCGGAUGAGAAAAUGAGAGAUUACAUCUGGAACACACUUAAAUCAGGCAGAGUGGUGCCUGGCUAUGGCCAUGCUGUGCUGAGGAAGACAGAUCCCCGCUACACCUGUCAACGCGAGUUUGCCCUUAAGCACCUUCCUAAUGACCCCAUGUUCAAGCUGGUGGCUCAACUGUACAAGAUCGUACCCAAUGUGCUCCUGGAGCAGGGCAAGGCCAAAAACCCAUGGCCCAAUGUAGAUGCUCACAGUGGAGUCCUGUUGCAGUACUAUGGCAUGACUGAGAUGAACUAUUACACCGUGUUGUUCGGCGUGUCCCGGGCCCUGGGUGUUCUGGCCCAGCUGGUGUGGAGCAGAGCGCUCGGCUUCCCUCUUGAACGUCCCAAGUCCAUGAGCACGGACGGACUCAUGACCCUGGUUGGGACCAAAUCGGGCUAGAGAGGGAGAGACCAUGCCAGCGGAGUGAGAACAGGAAGGGGAGGAGAUUUAAACUAUAUUAGAAACAAGCCCCUGGGCUAAGGGAUUCCAAGAGACAGUACACUUUUAAAUUUCCUCUAAAAAAGGGCCUUUGUUAUUAAUAAUGUCAAGAUGAUACGUCCCAUUUGCAUUCAUAAUACUUCACACAUCACGAUUCUUACACUCGAGAAUAUUUGUAACUCUCGUUUCGUCACAUUACCCAGUCACUGCUUGUGGUCGCUUAUCAAUCCUCCUCCCCAGUUUUCCCACAUAAAUGUAUUUCUCACUGUUUUCUUUUUUUUUUCUUCUUCAGACCGUACAAUUCAUUGUUCCGUGUGCAGUGAACAAGCUUGAAUGAUGCAGCUACAGGUUUAGCGGGUGGUUUGACGAAGGAAUCUCUGUUAUUGUCCAAGUAUGCAGCAAGAAAUCACCCUUUUCUAUUUAAACUGAUAAAGACACUAGUGUAUACUAGUGCAGAAGACUUAAGUGCUUCACUUAGUAUGCAAAUAAACAAGAGUACUUUAUCCUUAGCUGUCAUACCAACUACUUCAGUUUAAGUAUUUCAUUUUACUUUCCUGGAGUCAGAUGUUCACUGGAGCCUCUGUUUUGUACACGGAAAUGAAUUGACGAAGCCCUGAGCCGGUCAGAUAAUUCUGUGCAAUUUGACUAGGCGUCCCUCUAGCUAACAUAAACGUGUUUCUCCUUGCACGAGCACUCCACAGUGGCGUAAAAGGUCCUCUCUCAAUAGAAUUGAUUCUGUGAGUUCAGUUCAACUUGGGAAAGUUGUAUAUUUGUUUAAAAGGGUACUGCCCCUUUAAGUCAACUCUGUAUUGCUCUCUAACUUCAGCCAAUCAUCUUCAUCUUUUUCCUGCAUGUUGUUUGAAUGCACUUGUUUUGGCCACACAUCUUUAUUUGAAAUAACCAAUUCUUUCAAUUAUACGAAUGUCCUUUUCCCCUUAUUACUUCAGUGGACAUAAUGUUGAGACAGUCAAAACAGAACAUUUCAAGCAGCUAGAACUCUAUAUUUUCGAGGUCCUGUUGAAUUUUCUGUGUUUUUCUAGCUGUUAUGAUUUUCUGUCCUUUUUUCCCUGUGUUUAGAAGAACAUGUCUUGUGUAAACAUAUAAAAGAGGAAACCAGUCAUUUUGUGUAGGUAUACAUGAUUUCAGGUUUUAUUUAUUUCUGUUAAUAUAGCUUGAAUGUAUGAACCACUUAAAGCAAUCAUAUCAAAACACUGAUGUCUUACCAGCCCAAUUAGUCAAUGAACCACUCACUAUAACAUAAUGUCUAUAACUCAUUCAUCAAACUCUUUAUUUACAAGAAAUAUAUAUAUCACAAUAAAUUGUAUGAUCUGCUCCGGUUUGGCACGCACAGGUCCUGUUUCAUUUUAUGGUUGCUCUCGAGUUAAACACUGACUUGUGGGGAAGGGAGAUAAUCCCGCAUCUUUUGUCGGUUCAUAAGCACUCCAUUAACUAACAACAGCACUUCUCCUUAAAUCACCACAUCCUUGUAAUCCUGUUCCAUUUAUAGUGAGAACAUUUAUCCAGUUUUUCCAUUCCUUCAUGGUGUUCAUGCGUGAUUCUUGUCAUGUCGGGUUAAUUUAAAUUGAGGAAUGUGAAUUAUGGAGAUGAUUGGUUGGAAGUCUGAUCCACCAGGGGAAAUGGGAGGGGAACAAUAAAAUGGUGUAUAAAUGUAUCUGGAUUGAUUUGGGAAGAGAAGCUUAGGCAAACAAAAAAAUGGGAAAACUUGACAAAAAAGGAAAGCCAAUAAAUGUUUUUAACAAAA
This is a messenger RNA of Xyrauchen texanus (razorback sucker), 3313 nucleotides long. Its product is annotated as citrate synthase, mitochondrial-like. Gene Ontology annotation, biological process: tricarboxylic acid cycle; citrate metabolic process; carbohydrate metabolic process. The transcript has 11 exons. The coding region runs from base 109 to 1512 and encodes 467 amino acids. NCBI's taxonomy places the organism in Eukaryota, Metazoa, Chordata, Actinopteri, Cypriniformes, Catostomidae. Gene Ontology annotation, cellular component: mitochondrial matrix. The record is from RefSeq and is a predicted model, not a curated record.